Molecule: messenger RNA, 2169 nt
Organism: Huiozyma naganishii CBS 8797
Lineage: Eukaryota; Fungi; Ascomycota; Saccharomycetes; Saccharomycetales; Saccharomycetaceae
Gene: FRA1
Product: aminopeptidase P
Exons: 1
Coding region: 1-2169 (722 amino acids)
Molecular function (GO): metalloaminopeptidase activity
Source: RefSeq, a predicted model, not a curated record
AUGAACUCUACUUUAGGCACGUCAACGAUCCCAAGAGGUCUAAUUCAUCGACCUUCAGCGGGGAGAACCACGAGACCAUGUGAUAACUGUACCUGCUCGCCAGGACUGCUUUCGAGGCAGGGGCGGAGAGCAUCCCAGUUUUUAAAGAAAAUGGAAAAUAACAGAAGGCACAAGAAGAGAGAGUCCGUUAUCGGUGACGACCUUUCCAUCUAUUCUUCAGACUCGUUAUGCCAGUCGAAUAAAGAGGUCAAUACUACGAAAAGACUUGCUGCGCUGAGGAAACAGAUGGCCAAGCACAAACUGUGCUGCUACAUUGUACCCAGCGAGGAUGAGCACCAGUCAGAAUACGUAUCCCUUCACGACCAAAGAAGAAGUUUUAUAUCCGGGUUUACGGGCUCUGCAGGGGUCGCUUGCAUAACCAGGGAUUUAAUGAAUUUUAACGAAGAUCAUGAGGAAGGUAAAUCCAUCUUGUCCACAGAUGGCAGGUAUUUCAACCAAGCAUCGCAGGAACUGGACUUUAACUGGACCCUGUUGCGACAAGGUAUCGACACACUCUCGUGGCAGGAAUGGUGUAUCCGGGAAGCUAAGGAGAUGUCGGAGGGCCUUGGAGGGAAAGAGGUUAGAAUAGGCGUGGACCCAAGACUAAUUUCCUACGAACAGGUAGUUGCAUUUUUGAAGCUGCUGAAGGAGAGCAUGCACGGCACUGGCGCUAAUGUUGAGUUAGUUCCUAUUGAUGAGAAUUUAAUCGAUAAUAUUUGGCCGCAGUUUGAAACUGUUCCUGAAAAACCUCGUAACGAACUGUUAAAACUGGACCAUGCUUACCACGGUGAGGAAUUUUCUUUGAAGAGGGAACGCGUGGUCAAACAAUUAGGGGAACUCGGGUCUGAGAACUCCCCAAACCAUGAAUUCAUUGUUGUAGCAUUGGAUGAGAUUGCAUGGCUAUUGAACCUGAGGGGAUCCGACAUUGAAUACAACCCCGUUUUCAACGCGUACCUUGUACUCAAUAAUAAAGACGAGACAAAUCUUUUCUGCGAUGAUCCAUUCAAUGACGAUAUCAAACAGUGCUUUGAAAAGAACAACAUUUCAGUUAAACCGUACAAGAGUAUAUGGGAACAUCUUGAGGUCAGUGCUGCGUCUGCAUUAGAAAUUGAAAACGACAAAGAAAGAACGGAAUUUCUCAUCCCGGAUAUGUCUUCGUGGCAACUUGCCCGUUCUGUGUGCGCAACCCAGUACAAGAUAAUUCAUUCACCUAUUGACGUUUUCAAAUCUGUGAAGAACUCGACGGAGAUAAACUGUGCCCAUAAUGCGCAAGUCAAGGACGCGGUCUGUCUAGUACAAUAUUUUGCCUGGUUGGAAAAUGAAUUGAAUGCGAAAGAGAUGCUAAUCGAUGAGUACCGUGCUGCAAAGAAGCUGAUUGAGAUUAGGAAAACCCAGAAAAAUUUCAAAGGUAACUCAUUUGCGACCAUUUCCGCGACGGGUGCCAAUGCGGCAAUAAUUCAUUACGAACCACCAGAGGAAGGGUCAUCCAUGAUCGAUCCCUCCAAGAUAUAUUUAUGCGACUCUGGUUCCCAAUUUUUUGAAGGCACAACUGACAUUACCAGGACUGUGCAUUUCAACACGCCGUCUCAGGAGGAGAUUGACAACUACACUCUUGUUCUGAAGGGGAACUUGGCGCUAGAGAGAUUAGUGUUUCCCGAGGGGACCUCAGGGUAUAAUCUCGACGUCAUUGCAAGACAGUUUCUUUGGUCCCAGGGGCUAGACUACAGGCACGGCACUGGCCAUGGUGUAGGUUCCUUCCUCAACGUUCACGAGGGCCCCAUCGGGAUUGGAUUUAGACCACACUUGGCUAACUUCCCCUUGCAGGCAGGCAAUGUGAUCACCAACGAGCCUGGCUACUACAAGGACGGUGAGUACGGGAUUAGGAUUGAAAACGACAUGCUAAUCAAGGAGGCGGAACACUUACAAUUCGGUGAUCGGAAAUUUUUGAAGUUUGAAAACAUGACAUUGGUUCCCUACUGUAGGCGACUAAUCAACGUCGAUUUGCUCACAAAACAGGAAAGACACCAGAUUAACGAGUACCACGCACGGAUCUGGGACAAGAUUGUACAGUUUAUCCCCACGCGUAGCAUAACGCACAAAUGGCUGAAGCGGGAGACGCAACCGUUGUGA